CCAAAUCCCUAAUUUUUGAACCAUAAAAAUCCCCAUCUCUCUCGUCUCUCUCUCUCGACUGUAAGCAAGGCAGACGACGGCGUCGAGCCAUAUCAUCGAUCAAUCCUUCAUGUAUCUCUCUUUCUCUCUCUCUUCAUCCCUGUAUCUCUCUUGACGAUACAACACUUCAACCCCAGAACCAGAAACCCUAACCUCCUAUUCAUCAUCAUGAACAGAUCAAACCUCCACAGACUGCUCCACACUCGAUCCAAUCUUCCACAUCAUAUACGGUCCAAACCAUACACGGUUACACUUCCUCUCUCUCUCCCCUCUGCCUCCGACGCCACCGCUACUGCCACUGUGACUACCGCGCCACCGCCAUCACCUCUGUUACCGCCCUCUCUCUCUCUCUCGCUCAAAAACCCAUUGGAUUUGAAGCUCAGAAACCCUCACUCUUAAUCGAUCGCUCAGAUUUGUUCUGCGAAGAAAGGCCUCUACUCCUUGGGAAUGUUGGUAUGGGUGCUAGACAAUGCACUUAUUAUCAGAAAUCUACCCCAGGCGACCAAACUGGGAACUUGUUGCGUAAUGGAAACACAGUUUGGGGAGUGUCCUCAUACUUGAUCCUGCUGAUAAAUCUCCUUUCCUUGGAGAUAUAAAAGCUGGCUGCUGCCAAUCAUGUCUUGAAACUAACAUGUGUAGGGCUCCUAUAUUUCCUCAUAAGGUGUCAUCAACUGACUAUUUGUUGGUUCGUUCUGCAAAGGGAAAGAUUUCAAUAAGACGGAUUGACAGGCUUGAUGUUGUUGGACAACAGAGAGGAUCAAGUGGACAGCUGUAUUGGAUCAUGAGACGUAAUUUCCGCAUUCCAUUGGAGGAGGAACUGAGAAGGAUGGUGAUGCCAGAGAAUGUUUGUGCCUAUGAAAGCAUGCUAGCUGGACUGUGCAAGCUCAAACAGUUAGGAAUUACAAGGCUGACUAAUUCCAAUGGCCUCUCGUCUGCAAUGAAUCAACUCCCUGAUGAAGCUAUUGCUUUAGCUGCUGCAUCACACAUCGAGAGGGAACUGCAAAUAACUCCAUGGAGCUUGAGUAGUAACUUUGUUGCCUGUACUAGUCAGGUACUGCGAAGAAAGGCCUCUACUCCUUGGGAAUGUUGGUAUGGGUGCUAGACUAUGCACUUAUUAUCAGAAAUCUACCCCAGGCGAUCAAACUGGGAACUUGUUGCGUAAUGGAAACAACAGUUUGGGGAGUGUCCUCAUACUUGAUCCAGCUGAUAAAUCUCCUUUCCUUGGAGAUAUAAAAGCUGGCUGCAGCCAAUCAUGUCUUGAAACUAACAUGUAUAGGGCUCCUAUAUUUCCUCAUAAGGUGUCAUCAACUGACUAUUUGUUGGUUCGUUCUGCAAAGGGAAAGAUUUCAAUAAGACGGAUUGACAGGCUUGAUGUUGUUGGACAACAGGUAACAUUGGUAUAUCUGUAGCCAAUUAUUUGUUUUGUUUUAUGUGCACACUAGUUUUUCUCUCCUUGUACUAUAUCUGCAUGUGAAUGCAGUAUCAGGUGCAGGGGACUUCUUGAAUUAUUAUGUCUAGGCAUUUGGUGUCCUUUGAAUGGAAGGCUCUAGGCAGUUAUUGUGUGAUUAAAGUGUGUUCUGUAUAUGAACAGACAUUUAUAUGGUGUCCCUGAUAUGGAUUGAUGUUAUGUAUUCAUUAGUAUAAGAUGUGGAAAUUAGUUUUUUGUUUUUUUG
Camellia sinensis is the source of this 1712-nucleotide messenger RNA. The record is from RefSeq and is a predicted model, not a curated record. Lineage: Eukaryota; Viridiplantae; Streptophyta; Magnoliopsida; Ericales; Theaceae.